This is a messenger RNA of Chara braunii, 1326 nucleotides long. NCBI's taxonomy places the organism in Eukaryota, Viridiplantae, Streptophyta, Charophyceae, Charales, Characeae. The record is from the annotation of a GenBank genome assembly.
GGUACACAGCCCAGCAAUAGAUUGUGCAGCAGCCUGCUCCUCAGGGUCCACAGUCCGGAAUGGUGCAGGUACCAGGACAAAGUCAGUGGGUUCCGAAGACGGCCAUCGCCGCUCCUAAGCCCUUUAUAAGGGACAAGAGGGGUGAAGAUCUCGACACUAGGUUGAGGUCAGAGCCAAUCUACGUCAAGUGUAAACUUACCUUGUCGCACGAGGAAGUGCUUGUGGCUGCCUCCUAUCUAGAGGGGAGUGCAGCAAGAUGGUUGAGUGGCUUGGUGCAGUUGCAGGGAUACGGUCACGACUUCCGCGAUUGGGCAGUCAACCAGAAAUUGGAUGACUUCCUCAAGAUGGUGGAAGACAGGUGGCAUGAUCCUCAGGGGGCUCAAAAGGCCACUGAUGCGAUCCUGACUCUGCAUAACAGGCAGUUUAAGUCGUGGGUGAGAACUCAACCUGUGCUCUCCGAUGCGCUGAAACGCUGGAUCGAAGUCAUUGAGCAAUAUGACUUUGAGCCCCAGUACCUCAAAGGUGAGUACAACAAAGUUGCUGACGCGAUGUCACGUAGGCCAGACUUCUCCGGUGCGCUGAUCACUGAGUUUGGGCUUGUGGACGAUGUCACUCGCGCUUUGGUGGAAGCCUAUCGCGAGGACCAGUUCAUGUCCGAGAUCAUACGCAGACUCGAGGCGAAGGACAAGGUGACUUCUGCAGAGUUUGAGUUGGUCAACGGCUUGCUGUUCAUUGAGAAGGCUGGGAAUAAAUGUUUGUGUGUUCCUAAUAGAGAGUCUUUGCGUAGUUUAUUUUUAGGUGAGAGUCAAGAUGCCACAGGACAUUUUGGUUUCAAGAAGACUGCAGCCAAUUUGUUGCAGCGGUUCUGGUGGCCCAUGAUAAUGAGAGAUGCCAAACUUUAUGUCGAGACUUGUCAAGUUUGUCAACAUGACAAGCCCCGGACACAGGCUCCUAUUGGGCUGCUCAAGCCCCUUCCCAUUCCGAAAAGGCCUGUUGAAAGCCUGUCCAUGGACUUCAUGGAUACGCUAGUCACCAGCAAGAGUGGCAUGAGCUACAUCUACGUCAUCGUGGAUAGAUUUAGUAAGUAUGCUAGGUUAGUGGCCAUGUCGGAAACAGCAAAGACCGAGUACGAUAUCAAGCUAUUUAAGGAAAACUGGGUCAGAGACUUUGGCCUGCCGAAGUCUAUAAUCAGGGACAGGGAUGUCUGAUUCACCAGUGAACUGUGGAAGGUCGCAGCUGCCGAACAAGGAACGCAGCUGCAGAUGACAUCUGGAAACCAUCCAAAGGCAAACGGACAGGCAGAGCAAAUGAACCGCGCUGUUCAAC